AUGUCUGUUGAUAUUCCUUACAGGCAUUUAGGAUACUUAGAAGACAACGACAACGCAAGCCCAGGCGGAGCCGAGGAGCAGGAGACCGAUGGGAGGCAGAACCGCAGGACAGAGGUGGAAAAGGGGAUUCGGCAGUUGGACUCGGCAGUCAGACCCGGAGGGAGCGAGGACAACGGUGGAGCUGGAGAGAAGGAAGAGCCCAGUGAAGCCAAAGAGGGUGACGAGGUCUUAACCGUCAUAAAGAUGAAGGCUCAAUGGCCAGCCUGGCAACCCCUCAAUGUUCGAGCGGCUCCCUCAGCCGAGUUCUCAGUUGACCGUACACGUCACCUGAUGUCCUUUUUGACGAUGCUGGGCCCUAGUCCUGACUGGAACGUUGGUCUGUCAUCAGAAGACCUUUGCACCAGAGAAUGUGGAUGGGUCCAGAAGGUGGUUCAGGACCUCAUCCCAUGGGAUGCAGGAACAGACAGUGGAGUCACUUACGAGUCUCCCAACAAGCCUGCAGCACCUCAGGAGAAAAUUCGCCCCCUCACCAGUUUAGACCAUCCACAGAGCCCUUUCUACGACCCAGAGGGUGGUGCGAUCACUCCUGUGGCCAGAGUUGUUGUGGAGAGAAUUGCCCGCAAGGGUGAGCAGUGCAACAUUGUGCCUGAUAAUGUGGACGACAUUGUGGCUGACAUUGCCCAGGAGGAAAAAGAAGAAGAUGACACUCCAGAGACAUGUAUCUACUCCAACUGGUCUCCAUGGUCUGCAUGCAGCUCCUCGACGUGUGAGAAGGGGAAGAGGAUGAGGCAGAGAAUGUUGAAGGCACAGCUGGAUCUUAGUGUGCCCUGUCCACACACACAAGACUUUGAGCCCUGCAUGGGGCCUGGCUGCAGUGAUGAGGAUUCUUCCACAUGUAUAAUGUCAGAAUGGAUCACAUGGUCACCAUGCAGCGUGUCAUGUGGCGCAGGUGUGCGCUCUAGGGAGCGCUAUGUAAAACAGUUUCCUGAUGAUGGCUUUCCCUGCACCCUUCCCACUGAUGAGACAGAGCCAUGCACCGUCAAUGAGGACUGCUCUCCAAGCAGUUGUCUGGUUACUGAAUGGGGUGAAUGGGAUAUAUGCAGUGCUACCUGUGGGCUUGGCAUGAAAAGACGGGAACGGAUGGUGAAAAUGCCCCCAUCUGAUGGCUCCAUUUGUGGGGCUGAGGUGGUAGAAGCAGAGAAGUGCAUGAUGCCAGAAUGCCAUACUAUCCCGUGUUUACUGUCCCCGUGGUCGGACUGGAGUGACUGCAGUGUGACCUGUGGUAAAGGCUCACGGGCACGUCAGCGCAUGCUUAAAUCACCUGCAGAGUUGGGAGAAUGCAGUGAGGAGCUGGAACAGACAGAGAAGUGCAUGCUGCCAGAGUGUCCAAUGAACUGUAUGAUGUCAGAGUGGUCUGAGUGGUCAGAGUGCAGUAAGUCCUGCGGGAAAGGUCACUUGAUCCGCACACGCAUGAUCACUAUGGAGCCUCAGUUUGGAGGAGAUCCAUGCCCUGAGACCACACAGAGAAAAACAUGCAAGAUCAAGAAGUGUAAUCAAGGACGCUUAAACAGUGACGAGAGGAAGAGACGCAGAGAAGACCGUAAGAAGAGGAAGAACAAACAGGGAAGGGAAGAGAGCGCAGAUGAGCUCGCAGGAUGCAAAAUGAAGCCGUGGUCUGGAUGGACUGACUGUACCAAGAUGUGUGGUGGGGGAAUCCAGGAGAGGCUAAUGGCGGCCAGGAAGAGAUUCAAAAAUGCACAACUAAAUAGCUGUAAAGACCGAAAAGAGAUACGGGCUUGCAAUGUCCACCCCUGCUAGGGCUGUACUGAAGGGGCUUGUGGGAUGGUACCCAAUCUGGGUUAUGAACAGACUGACAAUGUCUUGCAGUAAUUUAAUGCACUCUGUUAGGGGUUGAUAAGCUGCAAGAGGUAGUCUGUUAUUAUGUUUUCUAGAAUUUAUAGUGACCCAGGCCUUGUCUGGCCUGUAAACAGAUGAGAAACCAAGAAGGAGGGUGGUCAGAGUUGCAAUGUACUGUACAAUUAAGAUGUAUUAAUAUGCAUUCAUAUUUAAGAGUAGCAGCCCUUUGAGAAACUUUGAAGUUAUUUUAAAGAUUGUUUUUUCACAAGUAGGACCAUGGAGUUAAUGUGUUCUGACAUGAAAUUUAAAACAUAUUUCUUCUUUUACACUCUGUGACACACACACACACACACACACACACAUAUAUAUAUAUAUAUAUAUAUAUCGUCGCUGUCCGAUGAAAACCGCGUAUGUCCAUUUUGCCGAUUUUGAGAUUUUUAUAUAUAUAUAUAUAUAUAUAUAUAUAUACAUUCCUCUUUUUCUUUUUUUCUGGCUAUUACAAACAGACCAGAUCAGAAGAGCUACAUUUAGAUGCAAGCAAAAAAUUAUUUCAAGAGAUUUGAAAUUCAAUGUUGAAAUGACUGUAAAUGUCCUGGGUUUUUAAUUUUUUUUUUUUUUCAGCCUGGUCUCAUUUAAACAAAGGUAUUGUUUGUAACAUUUAAACAAAAGGUACAAACGAGUACGAAAGCAUACUUUUUUGGAUAGAUACUGAAACUUGCGAUAUGGAACUAUUGACAACAUCUAUAUAAUGUAAAUAUUAUUAUGUAAUUGCAGCUAUAGAAAUGUGAAAUAUUUACAAAUCUUUUAUGUCAUAAAUAUAUUUAUAGUUACAUUUGUACCAUUUUAUAUAUUUUAGAUCCCUUGACCCUACCACCAGACCUAAACAUACCGGUAAUAAUCACUUUUAUAGAGUUUAAAAAUAUUAUAUAAAACAUAAUAAUAGGCAGAUAGAUGUAUAAUGACAAGUUUAGUUUCAAUAUACCAUUAAAUACAUAUUUAAUGCUAAUUGCUAAUCUCACUCUAAACCUAACCUAACAAUUUCUUAAAAAUAUAUAGCCUACAGUAUGAAGAGAAAUGUAACAGACAGACAAGUGUAAUCAACAUAACAAUUAUGUAUUGUUAAAAUGUAAAAAAAAAAAA
Pimephales promelas (fathead minnow) is the source of this 2997-nucleotide messenger RNA. The record is from RefSeq and is a predicted model, not a curated record. NCBI's taxonomy places the organism in Eukaryota, Metazoa, Chordata, Actinopteri, Cypriniformes, Leuciscidae.